CAGAGCAUGCUAAGUUGGCUCAAAAAGAAGAAAUAGACUCUUGAGCUUAUAGCCAUGACUGCAGAAAUUUGGGAUGUUAUUGUUGUUGGCGCUGGACUAUCUGGACUGAGUGCAGCUCAUUUGCUUCAAAAAAAGAAAGCAGAAAUGAGGAUACUCGUACUGGAAGGAAAAGAUCGGGUGGGAGGUCGCACACUGUCCACUGAAAUACCAGCAGCCAAUGGCGUUGAUCGCUGGGACUUAGGAGGGCAGUGGGUCGGAAGCACCCAAACACACGUGUUGGAGCUCAUAGAGGAGCUCGGCUUGGAGACCUACCCGCAGUACAAUACUGGCAAGAAGGUGCACCACAUGGGUGGACCAGCUGCCAGAGUCCGGAACUACAGUACAAGUAUUCCUCUUCUCUCCCCUCUGGUGAUGUUGGAUUUUGUUCAGGUGAUGUGGAAGAUGGACAGAUUGUGUGCCACAGUAUGUGUCCAGGAUCCUUCAUGGACACCCAAGGCUGCUGAACUGGACAGUAUGACGCUGCACUCGUACAUUGAGCAGCAUGCUUGGACUGAAGAACUGAAAGAGGAGCUGGGAAUAUGCUGCAGGUCCAUCUUUGGCAUUGAGCCAGCCCAGAUGUCCUUCCUAUUCUUUCUCAUGUAUGCUGCAGCAGCUGGAGGGCUGCUGCCACUACUGGAGAGCACUCCAGGUUCUGCUCAGGAGCUCAAGAUAAAGGGAGGCACCCAACAGCUUUCGGAGCGUCUGGCAGAACGUCUUGGGUGGAAGAACGUCCAGCUGGGUUCUGCCGUCAAGGCCAUAUGGCAGGAUGCUGAGUGGGCCAAGGUGAUGACUGCUACCAACACAUUCCUGUGCAGAGCUGUGAUCGUCACCUGCCCCCCUCAUUUGGCAGCAAAGAUCCAGUACCAGCCAGCCCUGCCCAGCCAGAGAGAAUUCCUAACUCAGAACAUGCCUGUGGGCCACAUGAUAAAAUUCAUUAUUACCUACCAGACGGCCUUCUGGAGGGAGAAAGGCUUCUCUGGAGAAAUCGUGGCAGGAUCCUCCACAGACUGUCCGUUCUGUGUUACCUUUGAUGCCACCAGCGCCAGCGGUAAUGCUGCUUUGGUGGGCUUCAUUGCGGGCGAACUGGCUUCUCAAUGGACCUCAAGAGAGGGUGGAGAGAGAAGAGAAGCCGUGGUUUCCAGUCUGGUCAAAUACCUAGGCCCUGAGGCUGCAUCUUUCAUCCACUAUGAAGAGAAAGAUUGGGCGAAGGAGGACUACAGUGGGGGCUGCCCUGUUAAUGUCAUGGCACCAGGUCUGCUAACAUAUUACCACCCCAGCCUGAGGAAGCCCUGUGGCAGGAUCCAUUGGGCAGGCACAGAAACAGCCACUCAGUGGUGUGGAUACAUGAGUGGUGCUAUACAAUCAGGUCAGCGUGCAGCUCUGGAAGUAUUGGCUGAACUCUGCCCGAUGGACCUGACCCAGGAGGAGCAGGAAGCAGUGCGGCUCAGUCAAACUGGCAAGGGUCCUUUAAAGAAAACACAAUCAUCCAGGCUCAGGUUCCUGCCUGGGGGCAAGACGAUGGUCAUAGCAACACUGGCUUUAAGUGCUGCUCUGUUGCUGGCUCGCCAUCCAACAGCGUUACCAAAGGUUGAAUCUUACUUGAUGAAUGUAUUUUCAGCAACGAAGAAUAGCCUAUUCGUAUAACUUCCAAAUUUGAGGGUCAUGUGCUGUGAAUCACAUUGAUUAAUAAAUAGGUGAAAUACUCAAACUGAUUAACUAUAUUAUGUCUUCUGAUAUUCAGUGUAAUUACGUUGAGUUGAUUGUGCCAUUGAAUACAUUACAUCCAAAUAACGGAUCAUAUUUUCUGCCAUGUUCCUUUUCCUUGUUCCUUUCUCUGAAUAACCUUGAUGUAAUAUGUAAAACAGGAUACGUUUGACAAUAACAUUUCAUUUUAGUUUAAUUACACCUACUCACUUGAUAUAAUGGCAUGUAUUAAUUAGGGCUGUCAAACUAUUUUCUUUAAUAUUGCAAUUACUUGCUGAAUUUCAGUUG
Notolabrus celidotus (New Zealand spotty) is the source of this 2031-nucleotide messenger RNA. Its product is annotated as probable flavin-containing monoamine oxidase A. The record is from RefSeq and is a predicted model, not a curated record. Gene Ontology annotation, molecular function: oxidoreductase activity. The transcript has 12 exons. Lineage: Eukaryota; Metazoa; Chordata; Actinopteri; Labriformes; Labridae. Bases 55 to 1683 code for a protein of 542 amino acids.